Molecule: messenger RNA, 234 nt
Organism: Adineta ricciae
Lineage: Eukaryota; Metazoa; Rotifera; Eurotatoria; Adinetida; Adinetidae
Source: the annotation of a GenBank genome assembly
AUGUUCUCCAUUGAUUGGCAUCAAAAAUUUAUGGAUAUUGUCGUCUAUGCAGCGACCAAUCCUUGGCAAUUUCUUUAUUACGUCUUUAUGUUUUUAACACCAAUGUUUAUUAUAUCGGGUUAUUUAGCUUAUCGGUUAGCAAAAGAUAUCGACCGAGCUGAAAAAGCUAAACGUGCGAAAUCUCAACAGAAAACAAACAUUGCUAAAGUUCGCCGGCACGCAAAACACGAGUGA